AUGGCCACCACCAACGAUUCUUAUUCUAACCAGUCGUCUUGGGGGGCCCUCGAGUCGCUGCAGGCUUUCCCCAGCCCUCUGGAGAAGCCUGUACCUUACUUCAUCACAGCCUUUUUGUUGUUCGUCUUUUACUUCUCCGUCCAGCAGUCAGAGCAGACACCUCACACUGAUCUGCCUAUCCUAAACCCGCGGCACAAGUGGGAUUUCACCUGGUUGAAGGUCAAAUGGGAUUUCGUUUUCCACGCCCGUCGCCUUGUGGAGGAGAGGACGAAAGCGAGCCCCAAUGAGCCCUACCAGCUUCUCACGGAUACCGGCGACGUGACGAUUCUCCCCGCAGUGCCAUUCGCCAACGAGAUCCGCAACCAUGAAGAUCUCAGCCUCGACCGGAAUUUCCACGCUUAUCUGCCUGGUUUCGAGCCACUGAAGGAAGCCAAUCCGCAAAAAGAGGUUCUCAAACAUGUCAUCCGUACAAGACUGACCCAAUUCCUCUCCAAACUUACAGCUCCCGUUUCCGACGAGACAACACGCUCGCUGAAUGAUACCUUUGGCGAGGAAGAGGACUGGCAGACUGUUGCGAUCAAAGUGAAGAUGCUCGAAGUCGUAGCCCGAGUUUCCACCCGCGUCUUUGGCGGUGAGAAGCUCUGUCGCAACCCCGCCUGGUUGAAGAUCACUUCCGAGUACGCAAGAACAAGCUUUCUGGCCUCCGAAAUCCUUCGGAUCUUCCCCAAGCCGCUCCGCAGCGCCAUCCACUACAUCAGCCCCUUGAGCCGCAACCUCCAAGCCCAGGUGAAGGAGGCCAGGGAAAUCAUCAAUCCCAUUGUAGAGGAGCGCCGCCGGGAGAAGAAGGCGGCACUGGACCGCGGCGAAGAAGAGCCCGAGUACAAUGACUGUAUCGAGUGGUGCGAGGAGUCGUCGGACGACGCCAUCUCUGAUCCUGCGAUGAUGCAGCUUGGGCUUUCCUUCGCCGCUCUUCACAGCACCUCUGACCUGAUCACACAAGUCAUGCUCGACCUCGCCCGGUAUCCCGAUUACUUUGAGCCACUCCGCAAAGAAAUCACCGACGUUAUUCGCACCGAUGGCUGGUCUCGCAUGGGCCUCUACAAAAUGCGCCUCCUGGACUCUUUCUGCAAAGAAACUCAACGUCUCCAUCCCAUUGGUAUUGUUUCCAUGCACCGUGAGGUUACCAAGACUAUGACCCUUUCAAACGGCUUGGAACUUCCGGAGGGCAGCCGUAUUGCUGUCAGCUGCCAGCGGAUGCACGAUCCCUCCGUCUACUUGGACCCCAGCCGCUUCGACGGACACCGUUACCUUCGCAUGCGAGAGUCCCUCGGCGCUGGCAACGACGGGGCCGCCCACUUCGUCAGCACCUCGCCUGAACACCUUGGGUUCGGCCAUGGCCAGCAUGCCUGUCCCGGCCGAUUCUUCGCCGCCAACGAGGUUAAGAUCAUCCUCUGCCAUCUUCUCCUCAAGUACGACUGGCGACUGGCAGCGGAGGUUCAGCCUAAGCCGAUUAACUUUGGCUUCGCGCUUGAGGUUGACCCCAAGGCCAGCAUUGAGAUUCGGCGGAGAACUGGUGACCUGGGCCUCAAGGCAUAG
Molecule: messenger RNA, 1596 nt
Organism: Colletotrichum graminicola M1.001
Lineage: Eukaryota; Fungi; Ascomycota; Sordariomycetes; Glomerellales; Glomerellaceae
Product: cytochrome P450
Exons: 5
Coding region: 1-1596 (531 amino acids)
Molecular function (GO): heme binding; oxidoreductase activity, acting on paired donors, with incorporation or reduction of molecular oxygen; iron ion binding
Source: RefSeq, a predicted model, not a curated record